This is a messenger RNA of Miscanthus lutarioriparius, 2619 nucleotides long. Lineage: Eukaryota; Viridiplantae; Streptophyta; Magnoliopsida; Poales; Poaceae. The record is from the annotation of a GenBank genome assembly.
AUGUUCGGAAGCCUCGGAAAGAUCCCGGUCAUCGGCGACCUGACGGGCAGCAACAAGAAUGCGCACCUCAAGGGCAACGUGGUGCUCAUGCGCAAGACCGUCCUCGGCUUCGACGUCACUAGCAUGGCCAGCGCCGUCAUCGACGGCGUCGGCGAGUUCCUCGGCCGCGGCGUCACCUGCCAGCUCAUCAGCUCCACCGUCGUCGACCCCAACAACGGGAACCGCGGGAAGGUGGGCGCGGAGGCGAGCCUGGAGCAGUGGCUGCUGCAGCCGCCGCCGCUGCUGUCCGGCGAGAACCAGUUCCACGUCACCUUCGACUGGGAGGUGGAGAAGCACGGCGUCCCGGGCGCCAUCAUCGUCAAGAACAACCACGCGUCCGAGUUCUUCCUCAAGACCAUCACCAUCGACGACGUCCCCGGCCACGGCACCGUCGUCUUCGUCGCCAACUCAUGGAUCUACCCGCAGUACAAGUACCGCUACAACCGCGUCUUCUUCUCCAACGACACGUACCUGCCCAGCCAGAUGCCGGCGGCGCUGAAGCCAUACCGCGACGACGAGCUCCGGAACCUGAGGGGCGACGACCAGCAGGGGCCAUACCAGGAGCACGACCGCGUCUACCGCUACGACGUCUACAACGACCUCGGCAACCCCGACGGCGGGAACCCGCGCCCCGUCCUCGGCGGCUCCAAGGACCACCCCUACCCGCGCCGCGGCCGCACGGGCCGGAAGCCGACGCAGACAGACCCCAGCAGCGAGAGCAGGCUGACGCUGACCGACGGCGACGUCUACGUGCCGCGUGACGAGCGGUUCGGCCACAUCAAGAACUCCGACUUCUAUGGCUACACGAUCAAGGCGUUCGCCGACGGCCUGGUGCCCAUCCUCCAAGGCUACUUCCUCGGCCUUGAGUUCAACUCCUUCAAGGACAUCCUGCGGCUGUACGAGGGCGGGAUCAAGCUGCCCGACAUCCCCGCCCUCGAGGAGUUCCGGAAGCAGUUCCCCCUCCAGAUGGUCAAGGACCUCAUGCCCGCCGGCGGCGACUACGUCCUCAAGCUCCCCAUGCCCAAAAUCAUCAAAGAGGACAAGAAAGCUUGGAUGAGUGACGAGGAGUUCGCAAGGGAGAGCCUCGCCGGCGUGAACCCCCUGAUCAUCAGGCGUCUCACGGAGUUCCCUCCGAAAAGCACCCUUGACCCGAGCAAGUACGGCGACCAGACGAGCACCAUCACGGAGGCGCACAUCGCGGGGAGCCUGGAGGGCCUCACCGUGCAGCAGGCGCUGGACAGCAACCGGCUCUACAUCCUGGACCACCACGACCACUACAUGCCGUUCCUGAUCGAGGUCAACAGCCUGGACGACAACUUCAUCUACGCCACCCGGACGCUGCUGUUCCUGCGCGGCAACGGCACGCUCGCGCCGGUGGCAAUCGAGAUGAGCCUCCCCGAGCUCCGGGACGGCAUCACCGCCGCGAAGAGCACGGUGUACACGCCGGUGCCGCCGACGGCCGGCGCGGAGGCGUGGGUGUGGCACCUGGCCAAGGCCUACGUCAACGUGAACGACUACUGCUGGCACCAGGGCAUCAGCCACUGGCUCAACACGCACGCCGUGAUGGAGCCGUUCGUGAUCGCCACCAACCGGCAGCUCAGCGUGACGCACCCCGUGCACAGGCUGCUGCUGCCGCACUACCGCGACACCAUGAACAUCAACGCGCUCGCGCGACAGAAGCUCAUCAACGCCGGCGGCAUCUUCGAGAUGACCGUCUUCCCGCGCAAGUACGCCAUCGAGAUCUCCUCCAAAGUCUACGGCAGCUGGAACUUCGCCGAGCAGGCCCUCCCCGACGACCUCAUCAAGCGAGGCAUGGCCGUUCCAGAUCCGUCGAGCCCCUACAAGGUGCGGCUGCUGAUCGAGGACUACCCGUACGCGUCGGACGGGCUGGCCGUCUGGCACGCCAUCGAGCAGUGGGUGACGGAGUACCUGGGCAUCUACUACCCCAACGACGGCGUGCUGCAGGCGGACGUGGAGCUGCAGGCGUGGUGGAAGGAGGCGCGCGAGGUCGGGCACGCCGACCUCAAGGACGAGCCCUGGUGGCCCAAGAUGCAGACGGUGCCAGAGCUCGUCAAGGCCUGCACCACCAUCAUCUGGAUCGCGUCGGCGCUGCACGCCGCCGUCAACUUCGGGCAGUACCCGUACUGCGGGUACCACCCGAACCGGCCGUCCGUGAGCCGGCGGCCCAUGCCGGUGCCGGGCUCCGACGCGUACAAGGAGCUGGAGAAGAACCCGGAGAAGUUCUUCGUUCGCUCCAUCACCACGCAGUUCCAGGCCGUCGUCGGCAUCUCGCUGCUGGAGAUCCUGUCCAGCCACUCCUCCGACGAGGUGUACCUCGGCCAGCGCGACACCAAGGAGUGGACGUCGGACGCCAAGGCGCAGGAGGCGUUCAAGCGAUUCGGGGCGCAGCUGAUCGAGAUCGAGAAACGCGUGGAGGCCAUGAACAAGGACCCACGCUACAAGAACCGGUACAGCGAGGCCCAGUUCCCCUACACGCUGCUCUUCCCCAACACCUCCGACAACAAGGGCGACAACGCCGGCGUCACCGCCAAGGGCAUCCCCAACAGCAUCUCCAUCUGA